AUGUUCGCCUCGGUGGGCCCUCGGGGCGGCCCGCGCCCACCCGUCGCCCCGGCCAUCCCGGAACCGGACCUGAGCCAUCUGACAGAGGAUGAGAGGAAGAUCAUCAUGGCUGUGCUGGCUCGGCAACGGGAGGAGGAGGCGAAGGAGGAGGCCAUGUUAAAAGAAGAUAAGCCUAUCCAAGCAAGAACGGUGAACCUGGUCGGGCAGAAGAAACCUCCACAGCAAAAUGAUGUCCGGGGCAUCCAGCAGCAGUUGUCCAGCUACAGGGAGACGGUGAUCCGGCAGGCCUCGGCGGCGACGGGUUCGGCUGUUCACCGGGACGACGCGCCAACCUGCGGCAUUUGCCACAAGACAAAGUUUGCAGAUGGCUGUGGGAACCUGUGCUCGUACUGCCAGACCAAGUUCUGCGCCCGCUGUGGGGGGCGAGUGUCACUGAGAUCCAACACGCAGGACAAAGUGGUGAUCUGGGUGUGUAAUAACUGCCGGAAGCAGCAGGAGAUCCUCACCAAGCCGGGCGACUGGUUCACGAGUUCGCCUGGAAACCCUGCUGGCCUUGGAUCUGCUGUCAGCGAGCCGUCCGUGUGCCAAACGUCUGGGGAUAAGAAGCUCCGAUCGCGCUCCCAAGCCCCCUCAGACUCCACCACAGCAAACCAAGACCCCAACCGACCAAACACACCCGGGACCACAGCUGGCACCGAUGCAAGGUCACGUAGCGAACCACCGCGAGACACGAGAAAUGGACGGGGAGUUGGAGGAGCUGGUCGGGGAGAGCGGAGGCCAGGACAAUCCAGGCUGCAGACCCAGGUCUCCAUGGACAGGGACCUCCGUGGGGAGUCAAGGGAGCGCAGAGAAAGCCGGCGACUAACUAAGGGACGCUCUCUGGAGCAUGAUCCUGUGGGAGGAGGUGGCGGAGUAAGGCGGACAGAAGAGGGGGGCUCCCGCCAUGUGGACCACAAUGGUGCCACCCCUUGCCAAGCAGGGCUGGUCCCUCCUGGAGGUCGGGGACACCCUGUGCCCAUGCAGGGUCAUGGUGUGGGCAUAGUUGGGGAGUUUGGGGAGGGUGUACGGCCUGGUCAGAGGACGGUGGGUCGGGUUGUUGGGCCGCAUGAACACACCCUGGCUCAGCAAGCCCAUCCCCCUGAACUUAGAGAGCCACUUGGCUCGGGACCUGGCUCAGCCCCCGACCAGGGACCUGGGAUGAGGCGGACCAAACGGGAGAAGGCAGAGAGUAUGCUGCGCAACGACUCACUAAGCUCUGACCAAUCAGAAUCUCUGCGCCCACCACCGCCAAGGCCCUACAAGUCGAAACGAGGGCUGGGGGCUGGAGGGAAGAGACAAACCAGCGUCAGCAGUUCAGAAGAGGAAGGAGGGACCACGCCAGAGUACAGCAGCUGUGAGGAUGCUGAGAUUGAAAGUGUUAGCGAGAGAGGUGACUGGGAGUGCUACCCACAUGACCCCACUGUGUGGCAUCAUCCUGUAACCUGGCAGCCAUCUAAGGAGGGAGACCAUCUGAUUGGACGGAUCACCCUCAGCAAGAGGAGCACUGCAAUGCCAAAAGAAGCUGGAGCUCUGCUGGGGUUAAAGGUGGUGGGAGGCCGAAUAACAGAGUCAGGAAGAUUAGGUGCCUUCAUCACUAAAGUCAAGAAGGGCAGUCUGGCUGAUGUGGUGGGACAUCUCAGAGCAGGGGAUGAGGUUUUGCAGUGGAACGGGAAACUGUUACCAGGAGCGACUAUGAAGGAAGUUUACAACAUCAUCCUCGAGUCUCAAGCCGAGCCUCAAGUGGAGCUGGUGGUAUCCAGGCCUAUUGGGGUGUGUAGAACAUAUCAUGAUAUCCCAAGAAUCCCCGACACGUCCCACCCUCCGUUAGAAUCUACAGGUUCCAGUUCUUUUGAGUCACAGAAGAUGGAGAGACCGUCGUUACAUGUACUAUCUCCCUCCAGUCCCGGGAUGCUCAAGGACAAUCCACAGUUAAUGCCAGGGCAACUCUCAGUGAAGCUGUGGUAUGAUAAAGUCGGUCACCAGCUAAUAGUCAACGUGCUGCAGGCUGUAGAGCUUCCACUUCGCCCUGACGGGCGGCCCCGGAGCCCCUACAUCAAAAUGUACUUCCUCCCUGACCGCAGUGACAAGAGCAAACGAAGGACAAGAGCAGUGAAGAAGACGUGUGAGCCCAAGUGGAACCAGACGUUCGUCUACACUCAUGUCCAUCGCAGGGAUUUCCGCAACCACAUGCUGGAGCUGACCGUGUGGGACCAACCCAGGUCUCCAGAGGAAGACAGCACCUUUAUGGGAGAGAUCCUAAUAGAGCUGGAGACGGCCUUACUGGACGACAAGCCUCACUGGUUUCCACUCCAAACCCAUGAUGUCUCAUCCAUACCGCUGCCCAGAGCCUCCCCGUUCCUGCCCCGACGACACACAGAGCCCCCUGGCAAGAAGCUGCAGCCAGCAGAUGGGCGUGGCAGGGAGAGGCAACGGGAGCCUACGUCUACUCUGGAGGUGCCCGAGCAGCAGAGGACGCCCAGCCAUCACUUACGAUCCCGCUCGGUCUCCCCGCACCGUGAGGAGCAGGGGCGGAUCCGGUCACGGCCGCCCAACGUUCCCACCCAGAGGAGUUUGGAUGAUGAGCUUCCUCACUCCCGUUGUUCUCGUUCUCCAACUCGCUACUAUGACGCUGCCAGAGGUCGCCACCAGGAGGAGGAGUACCUGGACGACAGUGAGAUCUUCAUGAUCCACCACUCAAUGCGAGGCAAAAGUGCUGAGUGCCUCCACAUCAGGAGAUCUACUAAGCACAAUAACACACUGCCCCCUAAGAUGCCACUUUUGUUCAACGGCAUCAACAAACGCACAAACAGUUCCACGCUGCCUGCAUGCCGAAAGAUGAGCUCUCACAGGGGACCGCAAAUAGUCGGGGCUACACACCAUUCCGUCACACAGCGAGUUGUAAUGUUCACAGAUGAGGUGACAGUUAGUGAUCUUCAGCCUACUCUGGACAGAGUUAGAAGUGCUAGUGCCAACUGUCUGACUCCAGACAAUCAUGCCCCCUCACCAGAGACUGAAAGAAAAUCUUUGUCCCGCUCCCUGCCCCGAAGACGUCCGGCAAGUCCCAGGAUUCUUAUUCAACACGCUUCCCCAGAAGAUGACAGAAUAUGGAUGCUACUUCCUGCUCAAGAGACUUUAAUUCAGCUCAGUACAAUGAAGAGACAGCCUCGGACCCUGGAAACACCUGAAUGUCAGACUCAUGGCAGGAAGCUCUCUGGCAGUGGCAGGGGCCACCUCCAAGGUGGUGCGUCUCUUUCCUCCUCAGUGACGUCCUCCUCAGCCCGCAGAGUGAGGCAGCUCCCACAGCUUCCCCCCAAGAGCAACACUGCAGAACAAGCCCUGGUAGCAGAGGAGCGUGUUCGUCAGCUCCAGAAGAGGGUUCAUUCCAACCGGGUGUCAGCUGCUUCCACCUCCAGCCAACAGGACCUGGACAGAACGCUCAAGAACAAACGGGAGCUCUACAAGGAUCAGAGGAGGAGCAGUGAAAACGUUUCCCAUAAGUCCUCAGACAGUGAUGUCAGCGACGUGUCAGCCAUCUCUCGAACCAGCAGUGCCUCUCGCAUCAGUAGCACCAGCUACAUGUCCAUCCAGUCAGAGAGACCCCGGGGACGCUUCAGCCGGGCCAUUCGUGCAACGGGCGGCCACAUGAUGAAGAGCACCAGUGUGAGUGGUGAGAUCUACGGCAUGGACCACGCCGAUGGCAGCCAAUCAGACACCGCGCUGGGGAGCCUCGGGAGCGGGAUCAAGAAGCGGCGCUCGAGCCUGAGCCAACGUGUUGUGGCCAUCCUACCAUCUAGACGCAGCCGGAGUACCUCGCAAAUCAGCCAGACAGAAGCGGCGGGUAAGGCGAAGGACAGACAGAAAGCAGCGACGGCAGGUAAAAAGGUGGCCAAGGCCGGCAGCAGCAGCUUCAAGAGGAGUGAGGAGUAUGGCAUUCCGGUGGAGUUUCCGCGUGCAGGGUCGGUCAUCAACCGGCAGGCCAGCAGAGAGUCGACUGAUGGCAGCAUGAACAGCUACAGCUCUGAGGGGAAUCUGAUCUUCUCAGGGAUGCGUUUGGGUGCCGACAGUCAGUUCAGUGACUUCCUGGACGGUUUAGGCCCCGGUCAGCUAGUGGGCCGGCAAACACUGGCAACGCCUGCCAUGGGUGAUGUCCAGCUUGGUUUGAUGGAUAAGAAAGGCCAGCUGGAAGUGGAGGUGAUCAGGGCACGAGGCCUUACCCCCAAACCAGGCUCCAAAUCCCUCCCAGCUCCCUACGUGAAGGUGUACCUGCUGGAUAAUGGAACUUGUAAAGCCAAAAAGAAAACCAAGAUUGCACGAAAGACCCUGGAGCCUCUCUACCAGCAGCCACUGCUCUUUGAUGAGAGUCCACAGGGCAGGGUGCUCCAGGUGAUAGUAUGGGGCGACUACGGACGAAUGGACCACAAAUGUUUCAUGGGUGUAGCACAGAUCCUAUUGGAGGAGCUGGACCUUUCAAGCACGGUGAUUGGCUGGUACAAACUGUUUCCACCAUCUUCUUUGGUGGACCCUACAUUAGCUCCACUAACGCGACUGGCAUCUCAGACGUCAUUAGACAGCUCAGGACCGCCGCCAGGCAUUCGGUCCUAGUGACCGGAUAGUGACUGCAACCCCCCCAAUAUCCCUUAAAUGACAAAAUAAUGGACCACAGCUACUGGACCACAGCUGAGCCGAGGGCGAAGAUCCCACUCAAGAACAACAACAAGAUGCCCUCGGUCAACCAGUGAAAAGCCAGACGGAGAGACAGGGAAUGAGAGAGCGAGAAAGAGAGAGAGGGAGAGACAGAACUAGCCAAUCAAAGCUUAGCUGGAGUCUGACAAUCACGUCUCACACCUUCCCUCUUCCUCCUCCGUACACCUUUUGGUUUCUAAAGCUUAGCUUUCUUUGUUUCCUCCUGACUCGCAGCAGUAGAGAUUCUGUCCAACAUUCUUCACUUCUCUCUACUGUUCCUUUCUUUUGUUUGUUUCUUCUCACUGUUUUUGGGCAGCCCCUAUCAGAGCACUCGACCCAUGGAGAGUCCUCCACCCGGUAGCGCCCCGGCCAAUCAGAGUAGAGCGUACUGAAUGGUCCAAACAGUGUGUGGGAGCUAGUAGGUAGCAAAAUGAUGCAGCUGUACUGUUACCAUAGUAAUAGUGCUGUUGUAGUUGAACAUGCGGGGCAACGGUUUGGCACAGUUUGGUGACCCCUUCAGGUGGGGGGGGGGGGGGGCCUACACGUGCACAUUCUGAGCCUUGUUGUGAGAUAUGAUGAAAGCAAGCACAAGAAACGCUUGAGUCCUUGAUUCUGAGAAACAAGAAGUUUCACUCUUUGUCCAAACAAAGAAGAAAGAAAAAAGAGGCCAAAUUAACUUUAUACUUUUUUAACUUUUCAUUUUUUGAAUCAUAUUUUAGGUCUUUGGUUUGCCUAGAGUUCAGAUUGGUACCAUAAGGUGCAGACUCCCUCUGUGUACGUGUAUGGUUGGUUUUCGAGCGAUGAUGUGCCAAAGGCCGACAACAAAGGUCAGGUCCCAUUCGCCCGAACACCCCUCACCCAGUCCUCACCCAGUCCUCACCCCCACCCCGUCUCUCCCCCUUCCUAAACCCUCACACUCCCCCUGUAGGAGGGAGCAGCAUGACUCGGGGAUGCCCCGCCCCCGGCCCCAAGCUGCAUGCACGUUUCUUUUGUUCUGUUUGUUUCGUUAUUUAGUUUUGUUCUCUCUACUUUUUUUGUAAAAUCGAAAACGAGACAAAUUAAACGAACAGUUCUCAAAAACAAAAACAGAAAAAAGACUAGACAAUGUGUGUUAGUUCCACAUACCUUUAGGCCAGCUUGUAUGUUGCAUGUUCUUGUACAGUUUGCUCGUACUGAAUAUGAAUACAAACCGAGAAAAGCCAUCCCCGCCCCCUCGCAGGAGCGGACCAAUGAGGGGAGGGGGGGGUCAACUCCACCCAGGCCACGCCUACCACUCUGGGUCUAAAUAUCCAUAUUCGGAAGUCUCCAGAAAACAAACGAUUCUGUUUGAGUUUUUCUUUGAACCCUUUGAACAACAGUGCUGUUCUGUAGUACUGAGCAUACUCGAGCCCCUGGUGUAUCUGAGGAUAUGAGUAGACGUCUAAACUGUAGUUAACGACAGCCGGGGCUAGAGACAGAGAUAGAGAAUGUGUGUAUAACAGCUAAAUGUAUAUGAAGUAUCAUUAUGAGUUUGACAGAAAUGAUAAAGAUAUAGAUAUAUGAAUAUAAAAAGAGUGUAUAUGACUGUACACCCAACACACACAGACAUGCACACCUUGUACAUACAAAUCAGGAUGAGCGGCUUGAGUUGAAGAUAUGAACAAACGAAACAACGCUGACACACAAACAUUCCUGGUCUUGUCGAGGGGAGUUUGCGUCCCGUUGAUGUGCUCGAGCUGCUGAGCGGCUCCGAGCCACAAGGGAGCGCUAAUAAACCUUUAUUUUUGUCCCAGUUGAAAGAAAAACAAGCAGAACCAAUUAGAACAAAGUUUACUUUCUCUUCCUCAAAUGCCCCUUCCCUGUUUAUUACUAUUGGUUUGGACUGGACUUCUAAAACCAAUGAGAGAUGUGGUUUUGCAGACAUAUUUUGCGGAUGUUUCUGUUGAAACCCUUGGCGGUGUGGCCGACUGCCUUUUCCUUUGUCAGUAUUACUCCAGGGAUACUGAUUGUUUACAGCCCACGGCUCCCCACUCCCAAACCAUGAUUCUAGACGAAAGGCGAAGUAUUCACUGCAACAGUUCUUGUUUGUAUAACAGAUGUGGCUCUACUGAUGUGUAUGUUUUAUAUUCAAGAGUUCAUUUUUAUUAUUUACAAAUAAAAGACUGUGUGGAAGAAGAUCAUGGCUUUUUCAAA
Messenger RNA from Pleuronectes platessa (European plaice), 6894 nucleotides. Its product is annotated as regulating synaptic membrane exocytosis protein 1. NCBI's taxonomy places the organism in Eukaryota, Metazoa, Chordata, Actinopteri, Pleuronectiformes, Pleuronectidae. The record is from RefSeq and is a predicted model, not a curated record. The transcript is spliced from 35 exons. Gene Ontology annotation, biological process: calcium ion-regulated exocytosis of neurotransmitter; intracellular protein transport; regulation of membrane potential. Gene Ontology annotation, cellular component: cytoskeleton of presynaptic active zone; presynaptic membrane. Bases 1 to 4641 code for a protein of 1546 amino acids. Gene Ontology annotation, molecular function: transmembrane transporter binding; small GTPase binding.